AUGGGUAGCAAUCAACUGAUUGAGGGGCUCGGCGGACUCCGUCUGAAUGGUCGCCUCCCUCCCAGUGAUGAAGACGAUGUAUUCAAGCGUUUCCACCAACAACAUCCUAACGCAGAUACAACGAAGGCUCGUGUCUUGUUGGAUCUUGGCUGUCUUAUCAGAGAGUAUUAUCCUGACUACGAUGAGCCGGACGUCGAUGAGUUGAAACUACUUGCAGAGGACUACCAAAUCCGCUCCUUGGCCCGAAUUGAGAGCACUUAUGGCCCAUGCCAGUCUCCUCCAGCCGGAUCUCGGAGUGACGACCGUGCCAACCAUGAAGCUGCAGCACCGGUUGAGAAUUGGGGUGCGUCAUCAACGCUUAAAUGGUUCUUAGCUAACUUUCACUUGACAACUUGCAAACAACACUGGAGCUCGUCCUUUGUGCAACCUUUUGUUGGCGAGGACCACAAUGCCUUGUUGAAGACCAUGGAUGAGUACGUCUUAGUGAAGGAUGUGUACAACUUUUCAAUGUCAGUUGUGCAAUCCUCCGGGUGUGGCAAGUCUCGAUUGGUGGACAAGGCUGCCGAGGAGAGGUUCGCAUUUUCCUUGAACCUUAGAGAGACGUUGUCUGGGCAUUUGGGGACUUACCCACCUUCUGAUGAAGAGGUCCGAGAUUAUCUCCUUCCCAAAGGGGUCGACACAAGUGAUGACCUAGUGCACCGGUACCUUGCGUUUUUGAUAGCCAUGUUUGAUGUCGCAGAGCGUAUUGUGCGUCCGUGGGGAUUGUCCACGCACUCCGAAAUCGCUAGCAAAUGGCACGAUUACCUUACUAAAGGCCGCUCGAUGCAGGACAUGGGGGAGAAUCGAAGGAACUUCUAUAAGGAUGUGAUCAAAGAGGCAAAGGAAUUCCCAUUGCCCGGCCUCGGGGAACCUGUGGCUCCAGGUGCUGCAUCCGCCACCUGGACACAGGUUGUGGAAGAGCGUCUCGUUACUUCUUAUGGGCGCCUCGUUAAGGCGCUCCAUCCCGACCCUAAAUGUCCUCCAUCCGGUUGCGCAUUUUUCAUUUAUAUCGAUGAGGCCCACACCCUCACGGAUCAUCCACCAAGGCGGAACAAUGGCCGCAAUCGUAGCGCCUACCACUCACUAGGUACUGCAUUGACAUAUCUGAAAACUAUCCCUGUCUUUGCCUUGUUCCUGUCGACGAAUUCGAAAUUGAAGUCAUUGGCCCCUACAAUGGCCUCUCAUCCUUCAGCCCGGGUGUUUGGCGCCCAGACAAUAUUGUUCCCACCAUACACAGAACUCCCAUUUGAUAUAUUCACGGGGGCAUCGAAAGGAUCGAAGGGGUUGUGCGACAGGCUUGAUGCAAAGGAUUCUUCGAUCACACUAAAAGAGAUGUGCUCCACAGAAAUGUUGGCUCGCUUCGGUAGACCGCUGUGGUUCUCCCUGUAUGAUAACAGGAGGACUAAAUCCGAAAACAUCUUUGACUUUGCAAUGAGAAAACUCGACCCAAAGAGGGCCACAGUUGCUCUCGCUACAGGCACCCACUGUGAGCACAGCGACAAGGAUGGUCAUGCCAUGAUUGCGGCUCUUGACAUCAGGAUCCAACUAUCUUAUGACCUUACACGUGAAGUUGCACGUUCGAUGGUUUCAACCUUAGUUGAGUCGUACAUGCGGGUAGUCUAUGCGGUGCCGAAGCAUCGUGAUUGUAUGUACUCUGGAUAUCCGUCUGAGCCCGUUCUUGCCGAAGCUGCGUCACGAUUGCUCAAUCAAAAGCGUCAUGAUGGCCUUAACAACAACCUCCCACCGAUUGCAUUUGAGGGACCGGAAAUACUGUCAAAUGCGCUGGGGGGUAAUCUGCUUGCUCGUGGAGAACGUGGGGAAGUUAUUGGUCGUCUGCUCAUGACUAUUGCACAUGAUACCGUAAUCAUGCACUGUAACCCAUCAUAUGGACAUACACCCGACUUCCAUUCAGCUAUCAGGGUGCUCGACUUCCUGAAGUGCCUGUUUGCUGACAGGUUUCACAACAUCAUACUCAAUGCUCUACCGGUGGCCGGGCGAAGCGGUGCACGUACACUUAAGGCCGCAUACAAGGAUGCCUACAUCAACUUCUCGCAUUUUGUUCAGAUUGACCGUGAAAACGAUCAUCAUAUUGACAUACAGUAUGUGUGCAAAUUGAUGCUGCGUGGGGCAGCUGUGAACUGUGCAGGUACACAGCGGGCUGUGGAUCUCAUCAUUCCGGUCUUCUUUGGGGAUCCUGUAAAGGAUGCCAUCUGCUGUGACAGGACUUCCGUACUUCAAGUUCAAAUCAAGAACCGCGAGUCAAUAAAAAAUGGCCACAUUGACCCCAAGAUCUCGAAUCCUCCCCCUGGAACACCCAUCAUAUCGCUCUUUCUUGAGUUAGGGUCUGACAUGCUGAGCAACGAGCAGAACGUCAGUGUGCGAUCGGGCCAGCGGAAGCCACACAACCAAUCACGGGAAGAUGAUCAUUACUUCAUCCUGGCGAAAGGCUGCACUGCUAAAACAUAUUCCGUGAUACCCCCGGAGUACAAUGCCAGGUAUGCUUCCUUGUUACAAGCCACGACAUUGGCAGCCGAAAUUCCGAGAGAAGGCAAUGCUGCAUUGGCACGGCGCCAAAAGGCUUUGUUCAAACCCACCUGGAAGGAAUCAUGGGAUUGGUGA
This is a messenger RNA of Cantharellus anzutake, 2658 nucleotides long. RefSeq lists its product as uncharacterized. The transcript has 6 exons. The record is from RefSeq and is a predicted model, not a curated record. NCBI's taxonomy places the organism in Eukaryota, Fungi, Basidiomycota, Agaricomycetes, Cantharellales, Hydnaceae. Bases 1 to 2658 code for a protein of 885 amino acids.